AUGCAUCUCUGUAAGGGCAGGACGCUCGGUAUCUCGGUGGCUGUUGCCCACGGAGUGUUUUCGGGAUCCUUGAACAUUCUGCUGAAGAUUCUUAUUUCUCGGCACAAUUUCAUCUUUUUAACGCUGGUGCAGUUUCUGACGAGCAGCACCGCCGCUCUGACACUCGAGGUCCUCAGGAGGCUGGGUAAAAUAGACGUUCCGCCUUAUAGUUUUAGCCUGGCCAAAGUCUUCGCCAGCGUCACGCUGCUGUCCACUCUGCAGUCCUGUUUGACUCUGUGGUCGCUCCGAGGUCUCAGUCUUCCCAUGUACGUUGUUUUCAAGCGCUGUCUACCUCUCGUUACCUUAAUAAUAGGAGUUUUCCUGCUCAAGAACGGCACCCCCUCGAUCGGUGUCGGUGUAGCGGUGCUGCUCACCACCUGCGGAGCCGCGCUAGCAGGGGCUGGUGAUCUUUCCGGGGAGCCAAUCGGCUACGUGACCGGGGUAUUCGCAGUGCUGGUUCACGCCGCUUAUCUGGUGGUGAUUCAAAAGAAGGGCAGCGAGUAUUCCUACGGCCCCCUGACUGCCCAAUAUACCAUCGCCGUCUCCGCCUCGCCCAUACUGCUGAUCUGCAGCCUCGCCAGCCUGGAUGUGGUCAACGUCUGGUCGUACCCGGGCUGGCUGGACCCCGCAGUCUGCUGUACCUUCGUCUCCUGCAUCCUGAUCGGCUGCCUCAUGAACUUCACCACCCUGCACUGCACGUACAUCAACUCGGCGGUCACCACCAGCUUUGUGGGCGUGGUCAAAAGUGUGGCCACCAUCACGGUGGGCAUGCUGGCUUUCAAGGACGUGGUGCCAACCUCCCUGUUCAUCGCCGGCGUGGUGGUGAACACGGUGGGCUCGGUCACCUACUGCGUGGCCAAAUACUUCGACACGAGGCAGCAGGCCAAGUACGAUGACCUGGAAGAACUGACCAAAGAGGAGGAGGAAGAACAGACUGAAUCUCCCAGCGUUGCUCCCCAAGUGCUUGAACUGCAGGAAGUCCCCAGCACCGAGUCUGAGGGGAAUGGAAUCGGGCCCAUAGAACCGCAGGCGCCCCAGAACGAUGCACUGACGGAAAAUUACGUCGGUGUGUGGAGGUUAUUAAGACAGUUAACGGUUUUCGGGAAAGACCCUGCGGCUCAGGAUUCCCAGUAA
This is a messenger RNA of Mobula hypostoma (lesser devil ray), 1173 nucleotides long. It is a transcript of the gene slc35d3, whose product is annotated as solute carrier family 35 member D3. The coding region runs from base 1 to 1173 and encodes 390 amino acids. Gene Ontology annotation, molecular function: antiporter activity. The transcript is spliced from 2 exons. Lineage: Eukaryota; Metazoa; Chordata; Chondrichthyes; Myliobatiformes; Myliobatidae. Gene Ontology annotation, cellular component: Golgi apparatus. The record is from RefSeq and is a predicted model, not a curated record.